Molecule: messenger RNA, 1193 nt
Organism: Lontra canadensis (Northern American river otter)
Lineage: Eukaryota; Metazoa; Chordata; Mammalia; Carnivora; Mustelidae
Gene: CPTP
Product: ceramide-1-phosphate transfer protein
Exons: 3
Coding region: 130-774 (214 amino acids)
Biological process (GO): intermembrane lipid transfer; ceramide transport
Cellular component (GO): membrane; cytosol; cytoplasm
Molecular function (GO): ceramide 1-phosphate transfer activity; ceramide 1-phosphate binding
Source: RefSeq, a predicted model, not a curated record
GCCCCGGGCUCGGGCCCCGGGCGGGGAGCAGAGCUCAACCGAACUCGGCAGUGACCCAAGGAGUGAGCUGACUCGUAGGGAGACAACCCAGCAGCCUGACUUCCCACGUGUUUCAGCACGUAUUGAGAAAUGGAUGGCUUGGAGUCGGACUUCAACCUGCGGGUCGUCUUGGUCAGUUUCAAGCAGUGUCUCAACGAGAAGGAGGAGGUGCUUCUGGAUCACUACCUCGCCGGCUGGAGGGGUCUAGUCAGGUUCCUGAACAGUCUGGGUGCCAUCUUCUCCUUCAUCUCAAAGGAUGUCACAGCGAAACUGCAGAUCAUGGAGCGUCUGCGCAGCGGCCCCCAGCGGGAGCACUACAGCAGCCUGCAGGCCAUGGUGGCCUAUGAGGUGGGCAACCAGCUGGUGGACGUGACGCGGCGCUCCCGCCACCCAGACUCGGGCUGCCGGACGGUGCUUCGGCUGCACCGUGCCCUGCGCUGGCUACAGCUCUUCCUGGAAGGCCUGCGCACCAGCCCCGAGGACGCCCGCACGGCUGUGCUCUGCACCGACUCCUACAAUGCCUCGCUGGCGGCCUACCACCCCUGGAUUAUCCGCCGGGCUGUCACUGUGGCCUUCUGUACGUUGCCCACACGCAAGGUCUUCCUGGAGGCCAUGAACGUGGGGUCCCCACAGCAGGCUGUGGAGAUGCUGGGCGAGGCCCUGCCCUUCAUUGAGCGAGUCUACAGUGUCUCCCAGGAGCUUUAUGCCAAGCAUUCCCUGCUGGAUCUGCCCUGAGGGCCAGCGGGCCGGGGCAGGGGAGGGGGGCAGCCAGCACCCGUCAGUCUCCCCACGGAGAUGUGUGGGUGCCCCAGGAAUGGGAAGAACACUGUCCUCUGCUCGCUGAGCUUGACUGGAGCCCCGGGCCCAGCGUGGCCCACCCAGGCCAUGCUUCAAGCCUGCGGUGCACAGGCCAUGGCAGAGGACGCGGGCCGCGGCAGUCUACUCCUGCCCUGUCACCUCGCUCUGCCGGGAGCAUCUCUGCUUUACCCUCAGCUGAGAUACACCUGUGUCCAGUCGGGCCUCACCCAGAUGGCGAGGUGCAGAAGGCAGGGCAGGUAAGGGGCAGGAUCAGCAUUCAUGGGAAACCCAGAGAAGCGGCCCCUGCCCGUGAGCCGAGUCGUGAAAUGGGGCAGAGUCCCAGGGCCCUGUGGCAC